Durio zibethinus is the source of this 1925-nucleotide messenger RNA. RefSeq names its product ankyrin repeat-containing protein BDA1-like. The record is from RefSeq and is a predicted model, not a curated record. Gene Ontology annotation, molecular function: protein binding. Gene Ontology annotation, cellular component: plasma membrane. NCBI's taxonomy places the organism in Eukaryota, Viridiplantae, Streptophyta, Magnoliopsida, Malvales, Malvaceae.
AAAAUUAAAAAAAAAAAAAGACUUUGUUGACGACCGUUUCUUGUUUUACACUCCCGUCAACGCAGCACGUAAAUAGAAGCUUCUAAGGGUCCCAGUCCCACAAUAUGCCAAAGCACAAUCCUCAUCGAUCUACCCACUUCUUGUUUGUCAUGUUCUGUUCCCAUUCUGACUGACGAUUUUAUUAUCACAUUCCCACGCCUUCCAAACGUGACUUUUCAUUGCAUUGAGCUUUGAAUCUUUGAUGAUUGACUCUGGAUCGAUCCAAGAUCAAACAGUUGAGGCAACAAACACAGAAACCAGAAGAAGAAAAGAAAACUAUUGCCCUUUUGAGGGGCACGAGAGAAGAAAAUCAAAAAUGGAAAAAAGGCUAUCAGAUGCAGCCGUGGAAGGAGACAUCAAAUCCCUCCAAGGAUUACUCCAAGAAGACCCUCUAAUUAUUCACCGUUCAAUAGUUUCUUGUGUCUCCGAGACCCCUCUCCAUGUUUCCUCCAUGCUAGGCCACGUCAGUUUCGUCCAAGAGCUUCUGAAUCUUAACCCGGAAUUGGCUUCCGAGUUGGAUUCACAGGGCUGCUCUGCUCUUCACCUGGCUGCAGCAAAAGGGCACGUUGAGAUUGUCAAAGAGUUGGUCAAAGUGGAUCCAGAGAUGUGUAUGGUGCGAAAUCAAGAUGGUAGGACGCCACUCCACGUAGCUGCUAUUAAGGGGAGGGUUAAGGUGGUGAGGGAGUUGGUUCGAGCAAGGCCUGAGUCAGCUCGGUUGGUGACUGAACGAGAUGAAACUGCGUUGCACUUGUGUGUGGGAAGUAACAGGUUGGUGGGUUUGAAGAUUUUGGUUGAAGAGAUUGGAAAAGAUAAUGAUGAUGAAUUGGUGAAUCAGAAAGAUUGUGAUGGAAACACUAUGUUGCAUAUUGCUGUGGCCAAGAAGCAGAUUGAGAUCAUAAAGUUUUUGCUUACCAUUCCUGGACUGGAUAUAAAUGCAAUAAAUAAGAAUGGCUUCACGGUGUUAGAUACUUUGAUACAGAGCCCCAGGGAUAUAAGAGACAUGGAGAUUGAAUGUAUUCUUAGAGAUGCUGGAGUUUUAAAUGCUAGAGAUCUACAUAUAAUUGCACCUGAAUGGGUUCCAAAUCCAACAAAAGUUCCCCAGACAACAAAGCGCCUGGUCUCACAUGUAUCCGCAGAAGAAAGCAAUUCAAAGAAACCAAUAAUAAAGCAUAAGCACACUGAUUGGCUUGGUAGGAAGCGAAGUGCGUUGAUGGUGGUAGCAUCAUUGAUUGCAACUGUGGCGUUCCAAGCUGCAAUAACCCCGCCAGGGGGUGUUUGGCAAGCAGACGAAACAGUAGAUGAGAAUGGAAACCCUCUGGAGCACCCUCUCAAAGCCGGGACUGCUGUUAUGGCAUACAACCAGGAUAUUGAGUAUGGUCAAUUCAUGAUUUUCAACACACUUGCUUUCCUUGCAUCUCUAAGCAUAAUCCUCCUGCUUGUUAGUGGGUUACCCCUUAAGAAACGGAGAUGGAUGUGGAUUCAAAUGAUUAUAAUGUGGAUUGCCAUCACUGCGCAAGUGAUAACUUACUUCAUAUCUCUAAGACAUAUGUCACCAGAGAGCGCCACAGGUAUGCUGCGUGAUGUAACGGAGAUAUCAGUCUUAACCUGGUUGUGUCUUAUGGGAGUUGUUUUCAUUGGGAAUAUGAUUCGUAUGAACUUAUGGGUUCUUAGAAAGUAUGGACUUAUAAAGGAAAAAGAGCAGAAACCAUCAGCUGAUCAAGUUGACAAUGACCAGGAAGAUGUGUGAGAUGAGAGCAAUGAAAAUUUUACAAGUUUCAUACAGGGUAGCCUACGCUAAACCUAUUGUUUCAAGCUUGUGGUCACUAGUUUCAGAUUAUUGUGUUCGAUUUGUAAAUGUUAAAGUCGGGACGAUCUUUUUUUUUUUU